UCCAAAAAUAGUAAGAGCGGAUAUGGGUACAGAAAAUGGAACUAUUCGUCAACUACAAAUAUUUCUUCGAGAAGAUGAUGCCACAUGUAACCCAAACAGUGUCUUCUUGUAUGGGACGAGCAGAUGUAACCAGAGAAUUGAAAGCUGGUGGGGAAUCUUAAGAAAAGAGUUUGCACAAUUUUGGAUGAACGUUUUCGAGUCAUUUAAGGAUGAUGGCCAUUACUCUGGUGAUUAUCUUGACCAGGAAUUGAUACGCUUUUGCUUUCUUGAGAUAAUACAGGAUGAACUAGACAUGGUCGCACAAACCUGGAGUAGUCACAGAAUUAGGAAAACGAAAAAUCAAAGAACGCCAAACGGGAGACCUUUUGUGUUGUACAAUUUUCCUGAACUUUGCGGCACCGAAGAUUUCUUGUGGGACGUUGAGGAAAUGAAAAUAGACUUGUGUAAAGAGCAUUGCAUCAAAAAGUCUAAAGUGCCUUGUGAUCAAGAUUUAUUUGAAUUGUGUCAUCUUGAAAUGGAAAAUCAUGGGUGGCAGAAGCCAGUUAACCCACAAGAAGCAAUUGAUUUGUACAUAUCAUUAUCUCCUGUCAUUCGAAACUUAUUGAUUUAAAAAUCAAAUGCACUGAAUUGAAAUUUGAUUCAGCUCUU
Molecule: messenger RNA, 648 nt
Organism: Saccostrea echinata
Lineage: Eukaryota; Metazoa; Mollusca; Bivalvia; Ostreida; Ostreidae
Exons: 2
Coding region: 23-610 (195 amino acids)
Source: RefSeq, a predicted model, not a curated record